This is a messenger RNA of Hymenoscyphus albidus, 1452 nucleotides long. NCBI's taxonomy places the organism in Eukaryota, Fungi, Ascomycota, Leotiomycetes, Helotiales, Helotiaceae. The record is from the annotation of a GenBank genome assembly.
GGGGAAUAUGAGUCGAUCCGAUGGCAUACAUGUACUCGUACAAUAGAGUGUGGAAUUCGAUGACAGCCUUGCGUGCACGGACCAGUUCGAGCUUCAGACCCUCAACGAUUUUUGAAGACACAGUGACAGCCUUUCCACGACCGUGAGAUUCCAGAGCUUUCCUGACCCAAAUCAACACAUCCACGGGAAACCUCCCUCGGAUUUCCAUGAUAGCGACGCAGAACCGCAAACGAUAUCUGCUGCCAUGCCUUCCCUACUCAUCGUUGUGUUUGUCCUCCAGCUGGUUAUCCAUUUGCUGAAUACCUUUGGAGCUGGGGUGAUUAAUAGUGUUGUAUGUAUUCUUGCCUCUCUGUUUCCACUUCGUUCUUUCUUCCUCCUUCGUUGUUAUUUUAGCGUUCUGGAAGGGAUUUUACUAAUGGGAUUAUGGUAAUAGCUAUGGAAUCUAUACAACCUCCUUCCCGUUCCAACCUCGAAAUCCGCCGCAGAACAGAAAGCGCUGAAGAGGGAGUUUGUGAAGGUGCGCAAGGAGAUGAAUGGGACGAGUAGCCAGGACGAGUUUGCGAAGUGGGCGAAGUUGAGGAGGCAGCAUGAUAAGUUGUUUGAGCAGUUGAAGGAGAGUGGUAUGUUUAUUUUCUUGCUUCGUUCUCUUGGACUAUGGGUGGUUGUUUUAUAUGAUUUUCUCUUGUUGCUAUGGAAUUGCUAUGGAAUGAUUUACUGACGACGGUCUUGCACAACAGAAGCCAAGUCCGAUUCUACCAAGAAAACCUUCGAUUCCGUCGUCAAUGGCCUCCGAUGGCUCGGUCUCAACGGCGUAAGAAUGCUCCUGCAAAUGUGGUUCCAGAAACAACCGAUGUUCUGGAUUCCAAAGGGCUGGGCGCCUUAUUGGGCGGAGUGGCUGCUUUCUUUCCCUAGGGCCCCGGUGGGAAGUGUGAGUGUGCAGUCUUGGUCUGUUGCUUGUAUGGCGGUUAUCUUGUUGGUUAGUGAUGCGCUUGUUGCUGCCGUGGCGUUGGUGGUUACUGCUGGGACGAAGACGAGGACGAAGAAGAUGGAGGAGCCUGUGAAGGCUGAAUCUGGGAAGAAAGCUAAGGGGGAGCAGACACAGGAGAAGAAGGAACUUUAGAUUUAUAACCAUGAUGGGGUUUAUAAUGUUUAUUUUGCAUUUAUGAGUAUGAGAUACCUUUUGUCACAAUUUGUGUAUGGUACAAGUAUGGAGGAUCUAGAAAUGUCUCUCAACAAAAAGACGCAAAAGUCGCCAUGGCUUUCGCUGGGACUUUGCAACACGAGUGAGAUGACUCUUGGCAGAGUACUUUGGGCUUGAUCUGGGCAUACUUUUUGACUAUGAGGACCAUGGGAGAGAGGAUCACUCAAAGCUUCGAAAGUGCCACUGGAAAGUUGAAGUCGCGGAUAUUAUUCAGGACUUGAAAUUUGAAGACAAGAUGAGGAAAUCGUAAG